Messenger RNA from Cercopithifilaria johnstoni, 8928 nucleotides. NCBI's taxonomy places the organism in Eukaryota, Metazoa, Nematoda, Chromadorea, Rhabditida, Onchocercidae. The record is from the annotation of a GenBank genome assembly.
AUGGCGACGAGAAAUAAAAAACAAGGAGGAGAAGGAAAACAUUGUGAACGGUGGCAACAGCUGGGGCUUAAUGCCUACGUGGGUUGGCGAACGAGCCUGUUAGCGUACUUGAGGGAUAGCUUGGAAGUAAAUGAAACGGUUGAAUCUCGCACAGCUCUGUUACUUGCUAUCGUUGCGCGUUUACCGCUCAAUCCAUGCUGUGGAUUAGAAGGACACAGCAAACAAAUAGCUGCGAAGUUGGGUAGUUACUUGGGAAAUUUCCCAUCUUCCUGUCUCUCCGCUGAAAUAUCUUAUUCUGAUGCACUGCUCUUGUCAGACUUGCAAUGUGAACGUUGCAACGAACAAGAAAAUAUUAAGGAAAAUGAAAAGGGUGAUAGCAAAUUUUGUAAAAGAAAGCAACGAAAUUUUAUGGCUAUUUGGGAUAACAUUUUUCACGUCGAUCGGGACGGUUUUGCAGUAGAACAGGAAUCGGCAGCAAUUCUUAAAGGGUCUAUCGCGGUAAAUUAUGCACUCGAAGAUGCGACUCUGGAAAUCAUGUAUUAUAAACUUGUCGGUCAUUUACCUGAUAUAAAGUCCGAAUUCGAAAUUUUUGCACAUUCACUAUCAAUAUUUGCUCGAUUGACUGAUGACAGUAGCAUCUACGGAUUCGUUGUAAAACAACUUUUGUCUCAUGAUUUUCCAAUUAUCGGCAAAAAUGAGCAAGCCGUUGCUGUUUGGAAGGUGAUGUUAUCUUUGCUUCUGAAAGGUUCGAUAAACUUCUUAUACGAUGAAUUUGAUAUCUCACGUUUCUCAUUUCAAAGUGUUCUACUCGAAAGCAUUAUUUGUUGUGCGGCAAAGGGGAACGGCAAAAGAUUUUAUUUUGAAGGGGUGCAAUGCGCAGCUGUACUCUCAGGAAUUCUCAAUAGUGCUCUCUCUCUGCCCGAUGAAUAUUAUUCCUUCAUAGAGAUUACAUCACUCAUUACAACUUUUCUCUCAGUUCGUCUAACGGACAAUUUUAUUGACCGAUGUGCGGAAAUUAUUGCAAAGGAACAGCACAAUUUUGACAGACGAACUACUAUGGCAAUAUCGAAUGCAUUCUUGGUAUCAUUAGAGAAUCGUAUUGGUAGUUUCCAAGGAGCGAAGUUGACUUGUCUUUUGCAAACGCUUUCAUUAAUUUGUUCAUUUUUGCUUGUACAAGAUACAGAAGUUAUCUGUAUGGCAAUUUUGAAUCGUUUAAAAAUUGAGUUAGCACUUUCUGAACAGUGGAAUAUUGGUGCUAAAUUGGACGCUACUUCAACACAGUGUGAUGCGAUGGCUGACUUCCUUGCUGAGCACUUGGUCGGACAAAAAGCUGUCGAAUUUGCUAUUAGUGAUGUGAUUUUACCACUUAUGACCCUUCUCGAAACAUCUGCUGCAUCAUUCAGCCUUGUACAUAUUAUCUGUGAACGCUGUAUUCGUUAUAUUGGAAAUGAACUGAUCAGUUCCAAAAGCGUGGAAGAUUUAGCAAAAUCAAUAAGCGAUCGAUUUGCUCGAGAACUGGCUUAUGCUAGUGCGGAUAUCUGGACGUUAAUUGGAGUUACCGACUUCGCUAUUCCAUUACUUCAUGUUGCUGAUCUUCUGCUAUUGAUGUUAUCUUACUGUAAUAAAAAAGAUUUGCCGUCUGAGUUUCUGAAAUACGCUGAGCAAUAUGGCUUAACAUUUGUUGGUAUUGCCAUGGACUGGAUGAUGGCACCCAGUGAGGUUCAUUCACACAGGCUUCGCAUAAGUCAACUUUUUGGUGUGUCAUUACGGAUUGUCCUUGCAACAGAUGCAGCUGAGGAAAAUCUGUUGGAGUGGAUACAGUCCAAAUUGCUGAAAAAUGAGUUGCUCAUUUCAAACGUGCGUUUAUUAGAGUGCUUCAUACGGGUACUGCUUCUUACGACAUAUUCACCUACUCAAAGCAAACGCUUUCGAGAGUCAUCAUCUGUUAAUGAAGUAGCUAAAAGUGCCAAUAAAUUUUGCUCACAGCUGUUUGUUAUUUCAAUAGAACUGCUUCAAAAGCAUCUUCAAGUUAAGCGUAGUAUUUCAUCCGAUAACGAGUAUUAUGUUCGCAAAAUAUGUCGUAUGCUUCAACAUGCAGUAUUAAAUGUUCAAUUUGGCAAAAGCGAAAAAUGCACUCUUCUUAGCAAGUUAAAUCACCUCAUUUUGCAUUUGCUGCGAACUCUAGCUGAAAUAUCAGUGUCUUGGAAUUGCUUUCGGAUUUUCCUUACGCUCUAUUUUGAUUUGGCUUCCACAAAUUUUACACCUUUAGAUAUACGAAAUGUGUUUGCAAUUGUAAGGAGUGCUCGUUAUUUACAGGUAGCCUUAACAGAAGCUUUAUUGGAAUUACUGUUGAAUGAAAAAAUUGAACCAAAGGAUAUCUAUGUUUUUCCACAAAAAAUCCAUUCUCAUGUCAGAUUUAACUGCGAAAAAGCAACGCGAAAUAACUUUUCAUUUGAUGGAAGCGAUUGGACAAGAAAAUCAGCAUCACGGGAUGCAUCACUUUAUGAGGAACGUGCAGAGGAGAGACAUAACACCCAACUACUUUCUGGAUCUCUAAGCAAUUUAGCAAUCACUAAAUAUGAAGAGAAUUCUUUUGAUCGAUGUUGUGCUGCAAAACUUGUCCUUGACAGAUCAUUAUGUUUAACCGAUGGAUUUACUGUUUCGUUUUGGUUGUUGCCACAAGAAAUCCAGGAAAGGAUGAGAUGCAUUUAUAAUAUUAAUGAAAUCGUUGAUGCUUCCCAGCAAAUUUAUCCAGUUUGUUCAGUAGAUACUAAUAAUCUGAGUUUUCUGCUUCAGAUAUCCGAUGAGCGCACUUUAUAUAUGAGUAUUACUCUCAAUGGCGAAAUAAAACGCAGCAGACGUCUUCGAUCGAUAUUAAUAGGUGAUGCCUGGAAUCACAUUGUAGUGUCAAUGGUUGCUGUUGGUUCGAUGCAUUCAGUGCAUGUUUGGAUUAAUUCGCAACGUUUUAUCAUGCAUAUGAAACUUGAAUGCACAAAAUCUUCAGAAAAAUUAUCAUUUGUGUUCGGCUUCGGCGCACUACAAAAAGAUUUGGUUUGCUCGAAAAUAGUAUAUGAACUGUCAUCAAUUCUUUCAUUUCGAGGUUCUUUGAGAGUUCCACAAGUUCUUAUUUUACGAGCUCUUGGCUGUGAUUGCAUUUCUUUGGCGGCAUGUAAUAUUAGUUCUCUGAUAUUGAGACUGACGUCGUUGUUGUCCUCUCAAAAUGUUUCUUUUCAACAAAACGCAGUUCUCGAGCUUUUUGCUGAUGUUAGGACUGCAUUUGCUCGCCUUCAGCAAGAUUUUCUUUUUAUUAUAAGAGACCGGAUGGCAUAUUUACAACGAAAAUUUUAUUCACCAAACAGUCAAAAUAAAAUGCAGUUUGAUCACUUACCUCCUGUUGAAGGACAUCUCUUAGAGUGGAAUUGUCCAGUGGUGAAGCGAUUGGGAAAAACAUCUAUCGAUGAUUGCUGGCUACCGCUUGGCUCACAAAAUCUUUUCCUUUUUAUGUUUGCAGAGGCUCUCGAUCAAAAACACAGUGCACAUGAGCAAGCAAUUACCUUUCGUCUAUUAUUCCAAUUUUUACGACGAGUUAGCCCUUUCAUAGGCGAAUAUACUCUUUCAAACGUGUAUAAUUGCGUAAUACGAUGUCUGACGUCGUCACUUGCGCAUCUCGGUACCCAAAUGCUUAAGGAGUUUCGAAAUGCAUGCAUUUCAUUACCACACAACGUAAAAUGUCAGAGUGAAAGAUCGAAAGAAUGGUUCAUUAUUGAUGCAGAGCUCGUAGUAUGUUUGGUUUGCGCUCCAUUAAUAUGGAAAGGUCGGGAAAGAAUGUUGCAUUGGCGCAUUAUAUUAGAAGAUAUUGCGCAUUGCAUUUCAGAAGAAACAGCAGAAUGUUAUGCAUUCAGCAAAGAGCAGUUGAAGCGAGUCAAUUUUCUUGAAAAAAUUUUCCAGGCCGUUUUGGAAAUGCUUCAAGAUGGUAAAAAUUACCGAGUUGAGAUGCAGGAUGUUGCACCAUUAAUUGAUACUCUGUUAACGAUUAUCUGUAAAUUGAUAUGUUCAAUACCAGUAGCCGAAGGAAUAAUUCACCUGUGGAAUUUCAUAUUUCUUUCUCAUCCAGCUGCUCAUACAUACAUCACCUAUGACUGUACAGAUCAUUUUCAUUGGUUACAGCAAGAAUUAUCACAAGAGGAAAGUAAAUUUGAUCUGUUGGGAGAUACCGAUUUAGUGCGCCGUUUGAAAGAUUAUGAUAACAUUCUUGAAAAAAGUCGCAUUGUCGAAGUUUGGACCAAAGAACGUUCAGUAAUAAAAUUGCGGCAGAUGUAUGAAGCAGCAUGUUUAGAUCGUGCUGAAAAUUCUGCUGAUUCAAAACAACCCGAUAUUGCAUACAAAAAAGGUGGAUUGGAUUUGGUUUGCGAUUUACAAGAAGCGAAAACCAAAUCAGACAAAAGCAGUGAAGACGAAUUAGCUGCUACGAAAGAGGAAAGCUUAGUGAAUUGGUUUUGUGAUCUUCGUUGUGGAUGUUUGGAACAGUUAGCACUGGUUGUUCAAAAUGCUCCAGAUGCAUCAUUCAAUGAAGUUGUAAACGUGAAGAUAUCGUGGCAAGCUAUAAUAGCUCUUUUAACAAAUCAAUCUGAUGAGCGCUUUCGAGAUCAUGUGUUCAGUUUGUUGAAGCACAUUUUGCUUCGAGCAGAUUCAGCGAUGCGAUUUGAUUUCAUAAGAAACGAUGGAUUUGAGUUACUUUCCAGCCAGAUGAAAGGUUACCCUGCGACAGAUGAAAUAGCUUCAUCACUAUUCUCCUUGCUUUUUGAAGAAGCAGUUCGUUUCAGCGACGAUCUAGGCUCAGACCAUGUAUCAUCUUUAAAAGUAAAUCAGUUCAAAUGCUUAUCACUGAAAGCAAUAUUUGUUUUAUGGGAAGAAAGCGUUCGGCAUUCGAGCUUGCAUUUAUACUGGAAUAUUUCAUCUAUGCUAACAACGUUAUUUAACGAAAACGAAAUGCUGAUGCAAGCAAUGAUGGACGUUGGUUUAUGCACCACUGUUGUUUCUAUUCUAAGAAGAAUUGCUUCACUUCCUUCCUCUCCAAUCGAUUUGAUUGACGUGAGUGCAACAGCCCCCUUUAUGGAAUGUUGGUUUGGUAUCGUGUGGAGUAUUAUACGCUUGUGUUUGCCAUACCGCAAUUCGCAUCUGUAUAGUAUGUGUCAAAAUAUGCAAUGGCUACUGGAAAUGGCAGUUCUGUACACAGACAUCCAUUCCGAAAGAAUCACUCGUCAAGGUCUUACAUGUGUUUAUGGAUUAUGGUUAACAGUGCUACAGGAACUUUACCUAAAUAAUGAUAAAUCAGACUGGGAUUCGAUCAAUGACGUGUUAGCUGCUGAUCAAGAAAGUAGUGAUGAUGUAGUGAAUAACAGGACACAGUGUGAUACCUCGCUUGUCAGUAAUUUUCUCUCUGAAACUCUUUCCACAAUACUUGGAAGGGUUGCUGAUUUUCGAGAUUGUAGAAAAUGUACCUACAAAAAUAACAAGUGCUAUAGCAAGUGCUUGCCUUCAACAGAUGAGUGCGCGGAUCGUCUGAUAUUCUGUAUCACUGAAAUUUCACAUUUUUUUACUAACAUGCCAAUGAAAUCACUUGAAGCUGUUACAAAUCAAGAAGUGAAAUUAUUUGAAAUAUUCCUGUCAUUUCUGUCUCUAGUUUGCAAGCGAGGUGAUACACGAGUGAUAGCGUUUAAGCAUCUUAACAAAAAACAGCGUUUAAUUAACAUCUGUCGCGAGCGUACUAAACAUUUAUUUGGUCUACUUAUUGCUUUUGUACUUUUUCCGGCGUCAGCAAAAGCUAGAAAAUUAAAUUCAUCCGCAUCGAAUAUAGGAAGAAAUGAAAGCAGCUGGGAAAUGCGAAAACGCUUGAUGAUUGUGAAGACAUUAGUGUCGAACAGAAACCACCUGAAAUUCCUUCGUGAUACUGAUUUGGAAUACCAGUGUGCCUUAAACUUGUCAUUGCACGAAUUGGCAUUAUUGGAUAUUAUCAAGGAUUCGAGCAUUCAAAAAGAUAUUGAAAAAUUAAUUAAAUUUUUGAGAGAAUUACAAAUCGAAUCUCCUUUGGCGACUUUAAAUAGCGAUCGGUUUGCAUCAUUGAAUAUGAACGAAUCACUGGCAGUUCGUGGCUAUAUAGAAUAUCGAAACAAAUUUUUAGCAAGGUUACAACAACGAGCUACUCGUUAUAUUGUUGAAGAAAAGCAACAAACAAAGAUUCGAAACGAGGUAGCGAUGCAAAUGACAUGUCGAGUUGUAGAAGAUCAAAAUUUACUGCGAAAAAAUUUCAUGAAAACCUGUCAAGAAUUGGAACUAAGAAAUAUGGCUGCUGAUCUAUUUUUAGACGGUUUAUUGACAGAACUUUGUCAUCCAGAAGGUCUUUGUCAUGAUUCGGAAUCGUGGCCAUCAAGCUGGGCACUUGACCCUACGGAAGGGCUAAACAGAGAACGUCGUAGAUUGAUACCUUCACAUUUGUCCUUCGACAACAAAUUUUUGCGGCCACAAUCUCAAAACAAAAUCAAAAAACGAGAAAAAUCUCCUCCUCUAUUUCAUUUAUUGAGUGAUAUAAGAAGAAACAUGAAUAAAUUGUGUUUGGAUGAUGGUUUAGCACCUGGUGAAAGCAUUAUUUUAUCACUACCGGCCAUGGUUGUCAGAUCGACGGUUGAAAGUAGCGGAGAAAUUCUUGUUGGCGACAAAAAAUUUUACUUUCAUAGUGAUUUCACAAGAUCCGUUCAGAAGGGGUUAAGCCGGGCCAACAAACUAUUUAUCCGGUGGAACUACGAUGAUGUAGUCGAAAUCUACAAACGGCAUCAUCUUUUGAAAGAUGUUGCUUUGGAAAUUUUCUUGUCAGAUGGCCAAACUUAUCUGUUUGUUUUCGAAGAACAAGAGAAACGCGAUAAGUUUGGUUGGCAAAUACUUUCAUCCAGUUUAUGUAAAUUAUCCGAUUUUUCGGAUGUAUCUGUACAAUCAGCUGCACAAUUGUGGCGAGAAGGAACGAUCACAAAUUUUGAAUACUUGAUGCAAUUAAAUAAGUCGGCUGGUCGUUCGUAUAAUGAUCUCAUGCAGUAUCCAGUGUUUCCAUUUGUUUUGUCGGAUUAUAAAUCCAAUAUAUUGGAUCUCACUAAUCCAGUGUCAUUUAGGGAUUUAAGCCGCCCAAUGGCAAUUCAGGAUAAGCGGUUAGAAGAACACUAUCUCCGAAAAUACAGCUAUCUGGCUCGCGAAGAAGUUCAAGCAAUGCCUGGUUGUGGUUCACCAUUCGUACUGGGACCUUAUCAUUAUGGAAGCCAUUACUCGAAUAUAGGCAUUGUUGCACAUUAUCUUGUUAGAUUACCACCAUUUACCGACAUUGCACUUGAAUAUCAAGACAACAAUUUCGACAUUGCUGAUCGGUUGUUCAAUUCAAUUGAAACCUUAUGGCGCUUGGCAAGCUUUGAUUCGACCACUGAUUUCAAGGAACUUAUCCCUGAAUUCUUUUAUUUGCCUGAUUUCUUGAUGAAUAAAGAAAAGCUGAAUUUGGGAGUACGCCAGAAUGGCGAUAUUGUGGACGAUGUUAUUCUACCGGCAUGGUGCCAAGGAUCAGCACGUUUAUUUGUUCUUAUUCAUCGACAGGCACUUGAAUCUUCCAUUGUUUCUUCAACGCUGAAUUAUUGGAUUGAUCUGAUUUUUGGUUAUAAGCAAACAGGAAAGGCUGCGAUCGAUGCGAUCAAUGUAUUUCAUCCCGCGACAUACAGGGUGAACACAAUGAAUGGUAUAAACAAAGAAUCCGACGAAUUGUCGACCUCUGCCCUACGAGCUAUGAUACAAACUUACGGACAAAUGCCAUUGCAGCUUUUUCAUUCACCACAUCUUCCACUUUUGUGUGGGAAAACACAACAAAAUAUUCCCAACACUUCAUUGAGCCCACUUGACACGGUUAGAGGGAUACGAUGGGGUGAAUUUGUUGGGAGUCCAGAUACCGAAUUCGGAAAAUUAACAGUCGUUCUGAAUCAAAAACUACAGUCCAAUAAUGAUUGCAUUGGUCGUCUUGUUGCAUUCUCGGAAGGAACUUGUUUUGCAUUUCCGAGCAGUACAUGUUUUAUUUACAAGUACGAGGAAGGAGUUCGACCGCGAGAGCUCUGUAGUUAUGGAUUAGUAACAUGGCGGCACAAUGAUGGAAUGCUUCGAUUGUGUCUUCACGAACCGAAUCUAUGGUGGGAUUUGGCCAGUUACCAUACUUAUAAUGUGGUGGCAGUAGCUUAUUGUGUUUCGUUUGAUUUACUGUUCGUGGGACUUUCAUGUGGUAUUAUACUCACUUAUCGUAUACAUUUAAGCAAACUUGGUAUGGAAGAUUUUGUGUUUCUCAAAACAUUAUAUGCCCAUGACACUGCAGUACGUGCAUUAGCAGUUUGCGGUGAUUUUGCUGUUGCUGCGAGUGGUUGUGAUAUGGGUAAAAUUUGCAUAUGGGACCUAAAUCAUUUAUCAUAUAUUCGAACUCUCAUUCCGAGUAAUGGAAAAGAAGUGCAGUUCAUUUGUAUAAGUAAAACAAGUUGUGACGUGGCUGUCGUGGCAAAUUCUGGAUACGGGAGCAAUGUAACGUUGCAAACUAUCAACGGGUUAGAAAUCGGUAGCAUCGAUACCAACAUCGUUGUUACUGCAAUUACUAUGACAUCGCUUUCGGAAGGAACCGCCGUAAAUUGCAUUUUUCUGGGAAUGCAAAAUGGAGUGAUUAGAAUAUUUGAUAUGUGGACGAUGAGAUUUGUGCGUGAUAUCGCUGAUUAUCGGUUUCUUGAACCCGUUGUUAGUAUUAGUUUUUCAAAUCGAUGUACGAGAUUGUUCGUUAAUUUCGUAUCUGGUCGAGUAUUGUGCUGGCAAGGAGAAAAUCUGCAGGCAAAACGACCACCAUCACUUAGGAUUAUUAGCGACAUGUAA